This is a messenger RNA of Dermacentor albipictus, 2704 nucleotides long. The record is from RefSeq and is a predicted model, not a curated record. Lineage: Eukaryota; Metazoa; Arthropoda; Arachnida; Ixodida; Ixodidae.
UCCUCCCGUAACGGACGAGACAGUUUUGCGAGGCACCUCGCAUCCCUACAGGCCUGCUCGUUCGGAGACCGCACGAUUUAGUCAGUGACCGGAGGAGACGCCAGCGACUUUGUUCAAAGCCACCAGAGAACUUCGCCGCCUUUGCACAAGAGGAUAAGCACCUCGGACGAGAAGGAUUCGUCCAGAUCUCUGACUAACUCAGCUUUCCGUGCGUGUGGACAUGAAGACUCAAACGCUCCUGUGCCUGUGCGGCCUGUCGCUGGUGCCUCUGCUGCUGAGCAUCGAGGCGCGAAGUCUAGCCUCGAUCAAGGAGAGGAGCGACAACCAGGUGACCGGGCGCACGGGCAUGCUGUCGCGCUUCGAGCCGCUCAUCUCGAACAUGGUGGUACCCUUCCUGGUGGCCACCGGUGUCGUCAGCCUGGUGCGCAUGGUGCCCUCGGUGGUAUCGCAGAUACCCAACGUAUUCGGCUUCGCCAAGCGCCACGGCUACACGGAGCUGCCCCGCGAGGUGCUCGAGAUAAUGCAGAUGCUCGACGGAGCAAACAUCAAGUACGAUGUGCAGCAACAGCAGCCUCAGCAGCACGUGUACCACACCACCAACCAGCGGUACCCCCUCUACCACCAGCAGCAGAUCUACAAGGCCGCCGCAGCAGCCGCCACGAGCAGCUCCAAGCCUCACAGCCAGCAGGGCUGAGCAUACGCCACUCACUGUACCUGGAGGGAACGGGUAGAAAGCAGCCAGUGGCUGCGAUCAGGAAGACGGUGCUGAGGGGAGGGGGGAGGUGAAGACAAACGCAGGACAAUGUAUAGGAGCACCAGGAUGCGCAUAGGGGCAUUUUCAAGUCACGUAACUGUAGCUUUAACAGCACGAACGACGAUGCGCGCGGGAGUAUAGCAUGUUCGAUUCUCGGAUUGGGGAUCUUGGUAGCCUUUCUCUGUUUGUGCAAUUUCGGCUGGCCGAAACAGCGUCUCUCAUGUAGUGCGAACUAUCACACACUGUCCGAGUGCAAAAGGCGAGUGACAAAGACAAGCACGCGUUGACUUUCGGUUGCCUGCCGUGUCUCGUAUUUUAUGGUUGAAUGAUGUCACGUAUGUUAAAGUAAUAGCGCGGGACGCGUCAUCCUUAGUGUGGGGUCCCAUUGCUCAGAGGUCAACCUCACACGUACGUACGCUCAGUUUCUCCAACAUUUCUUUUUUCUUUUUUGCUUGCCCGCGAGCCAGUGAUCAUUUCACUUGACAGUGCAAACAGCGCAAUCUUCCGAUAUACUGCAAGAAUGAUUGUCAAGACAUUGUCAUUUAGGCUUCUACAAUUCUGAACGUCAUGCGCCAUGGUGCAACGCGUUCUGUUGUCGCCUGCUCGAAUGAUCGAUCAAGGAAAGAAAGUGCACGUCUGUUUUUGCAGUCUGAUACUAGAAAUAUUUUAACACAUUCCGAAUACUCUUACAGAGUAUUCUCUCAGGUAAGACAGUACAACAGAUAGCGACGAUCACGGUCCUUGAAAUGACACCAGUUUUGCUUUCAUGGUUGCCAUGCAACGAACCACCUUGCUGUAGUUAUUGCAUUGACACUGUCAUGGAUAAAAAAUGUACAGAGCGACUGCUUAGCAUGCAUGCAGCAAGGAACGCGGUACUUGCUCUUCACAGCACAUAUCUGGAAUAGGUUCUAAGGGCUUGAACCCAUAAAUUUUGUCGGGAUGGUUUCAUAACACACUGUCUUGACAUACAAAUUGGAGGAUUAGUUUUCACAUCUAUUCAAAGGGCUCGAGAUGUGGUAUUUGUACGACACUGCUAUACGCAUGAUGCUGUAUACUUGAAGGUGUUUAAAAGGCGUAAUUUUCAAGGCAUGACCCACAAUAUAUGUGUUACUAAGGUUCCUGCGGUCUACAGGCCUUCACGAUAGACUUUAAGAACGCCGCACCCCGCUCUAUAGUGUACGCGGUUUGUUUGUGCUCGUCUCUCUUUCUCUAUCUAUCUCUCCUCUUCCACUCUAUUUCGCUUUGUAUCCCCAUACUCCUCCCCCCCCCCCCCCCCGUCCAAGGUAGCCAAACAGAACUACCUCUGGCUAACCUCCCUUCCUUUCUAUGCAUCCUUUCUCCCUCUGUGUGUUCCAGGGAUAUUGUCCACAAGACAUAAAGUGCUCAGAGGUUCUGGGAUACGGACAGAUCAUCCCACAGACCAUGAACCAUUAUUUCUAGACAAUAUGGUCCCCAGGCCACUGAUGCAGCUUCUCUGCGCAGAAGGACGGUACACGACCGUAGUAUGCCGCACGGCAAACUGUGCGGACAAAACGAACAAAAACACGUACAAAAAGAUGUUGCGGGAUUAAAUUAGCGUAAAUGCUCAACGCGUUGACAGCAAGCGGUACCUCACAUUCAGUGACCCAGACAUAAUGCAUUCAGAGCGGUAGAAGUAUCGGCUGUUACAACUGCGUGCAUUUUAAAUCAAUAGAAGCUGUUACAUCACUUGCACAGCGGCGGCACUUGCAUUUUAUUGUAUAUUUCCUUUCAAGUUGAGAAACAGCUGGGCUGAAACCAUUAAUGCAUUUUGUCCGUGACGUCACAAGUACUAUAGUAAUCCCACCGUCCGCAUUUGUAUGUGCGCGGUCGCUUUUCUGUGCAUUAUUGUUUCAUAUCGUGCUGCGCGUCCUUGUAAAUAGUCGUCGUUAUUUAUUGCACGCGAAAAAUGCAGCAAUAAAGGUUCCCUAA